Molecule: messenger RNA, 5424 nt
Organism: Pipistrellus kuhlii (Kuhl's pipistrelle)
Lineage: Eukaryota; Metazoa; Chordata; Mammalia; Chiroptera; Vespertilionidae
Gene: CCDC154
Product: coiled-coil domain containing 154
Biological process (GO): bone mineralization involved in bone maturation
Source: RefSeq, a predicted model, not a curated record
GGUGUAGCCCACUUAUGCCAACACCCUGUUCCCUUUGAUAGCCCGUCAGAGUCUGUUUUCUUGGCUGCGGGACUGGCUGUGUUCAGUCCGUCGGGUCCCAGCCUUCCUGCUCUGGUUUAACGACCAUGGAGCCAGCAGUUGCUCCUUGGCAUGGCUCCUGCUCAGACCAGAGAGUUCUGCCCUGACCUCUAUACCACCGUGGAUCCUUCCAGAAACAGGCAGUUGGGAGGCCUUGUGGGAACAGGAGAGUUGAUGGCUCAGGUUCCAUUGGCAGUUGGGCCUGAAAAUUGCGACGUUCUGGUGAGGACAAGAAGGUUCCAGAAGAGCCCUCGCUGCCCUACCUUCCUUGGUGUUGUCUUGGAAGGAGCUCCAUCUAGGAACCAGCACCCCUUGUCAGUCCAGAAGGCCAAGUGGCAAGCUUGGAGGUACCUUCUUGCAGAGCUGGCUGAUUGCAACUCCUCGUCCGGGGCUUCGCCCCCCUCUCAGCUAAGCACUACCACCCUGGAGGACCUGGGGCUCCUCCUGGAAGAAGGGCUGGAGCUCCUGAGUCUGGAGGAGAUCUCAGAGAGGUAUGAGCCCAGCUGCCUGGAAUCCUCCACUUCCGUCCCAGAGCAGGACACCCCCAAGCGCUGGGAGCACCUGGAGCAAUGGGUGGCCGACCUGCAGGCCGAGGUGGUGUCCCUGCGGAGACACAAGGACUACUAUGAGCGUUCCACAUUGAGCCUGCUACAAGAGCUGCGCCAGGUGCAGGUCAUCGUGCAGCUGCAAGACUCGGAGCUGAAGAAGCUGAAGCAGGAGUUACACCAGGCAGUAUGGGGCCCUGAGAAGGAGGCCCUGGAGUUCCCCAGCCCCCAGAACCAGAACAAGAUGCAGGUCCUGGACAAGAGGUUGGUGGAGGUCCGGGAGGCCCUGACCCAGAUCAGGAGGAAGCAGGAACUCCAGGACUCUGAGCGGAAGGGCACCAAGCAGGAGGCCAACCUCAGGUUAACCAAGUUGGCCAGGAAGCUGGAACAGGAGGAGCAGAACCGGGAGGUGGCGUGCAGUGCCCUGCAGAAGAGCCAGGAGGAGGCCAGCCAAAGGGUGGACCAGGAGGUGGCCAGGCUGCAGGCCCAGGUGACCAAGCUGGGGGAGGAGAUGAGCCUUCGCUUCCUCAAGAGGGAGGCCAAGCUGUGCGGCUUCCUGCAGAAGAGCUUCCUGGGCCUGGAGAAGGUGGGAGCUGGCCGCUGGGGGGCUCCGCCGUGGCCCCCGCCCCCGGCUCACGCAGCGGACGGAUCUCUCUCGCAGAGGAUGAAGGCCUCGGAGAACACACGGCUGAAGGUGGAGAGCAGCCUGCGGGGGGAGCUGGAAGGCAGGUGGCGGCAGCUCCAGCAGCUGGCGGAGGAGCGCCUGCGGGCCCUGCGGGGGCAGUGCAAGCAGGAGGAGUGCUACCUCCUGGAGCAGUGCCGGGGCCUGGACAGGGCCGUGGUCCAGCUGACCAGGUUUGUGCGCCAGAACCAGAUGUCACUGAACCGCGUCCUGCUGGCCGAGCAGAAGGGCCGGUGGGUACCCAAACGGGGCAGUGGGCAGAAAACGGGGGGGGAGGGGGGGAGGUCAGGCUGGGUGGGUGGAAGUGGCCUCAAUCCCUGGACCCCAGCUUCCUGAUCCCAGUGUCAGGCCCAGAUGAGUGCCUGGCAGAGUAGCCACGCACCCUCAGCCUGCCCCUCACAGGGGACUCAGGGUGGCAGCGGUGGACGCAGCCCUGUUCUGGUGGCCCCUGUGAUGGCACUCCCAUCCUCUGCUCCAGUGAGCUUCUUGGAAGGUUCUGGAGCCUGCAGCCAGGCUCCCGUCCCUGGCCCAGCUCUGAGGGGCAGGCCAGCCUCAGCUGAGGGACAGUCUCUCUCAGUGGCACCCACCCCCAGGGACACCAAGGGCCACUUGGAGGAAAACCAGGCCGGGGAGCUGGCUGCCUACUUUCAGGAGAAAAUGGAAGCCAUGCAACUGGCCAGCGAGCAAGCGCAGCAGGAGACGCAGAGCACCCUGGAGCUGCUCCAGGAGAAGAGGCAGGCCUUGGAGGCGUCUGUGGCUGAGCUGGUCAGACAGGUGGGCGACCUGAAGGACCACUUCCUGGCCCUGAGCUGGAGGCUAGACCUGCAGGAACAGACGCUGACCCAGAAGCUGUGUGAGGCAAAGAAUGAGUGGGAAGAUGCCGAGCGGAGAUCGCUGGAGGGCCUGGCCUGGUGUCACAAGGAGGCCCAGGCUUACCUGCGGGAGGUGCGGGAGACGGUGGACAGCCUGCCGCGGCAGAUAGAAGCCGUCUCUGACAGGUGCGUCCUGCACAAGAGUGACUCCGACCUCAAGAUCUCCGCUGAGGGCAAGGCCAGGGAGGUCGAGGUGGAGGCCGUGCGGCAGAAGCUGGCUGCUCUGCUGUCCUCCGUGCAGCUGCUCCGGGAGGGCAACUCCGGGCGGAAGAUCGCCGAGAUCCAGGGCAAGCUGGCCGCGUUUCAGAACCAAAUAAUGAAAUUGGAAAACAGCAUCCAGGACAACAAGACCAUCCAGAACCUCAAGUUUAAUUCGCAAAUCAAGUCGCGCAAGGAGGAGAUGGCCACACGGAAGGAGUGCCUGGGGGGGCCGAGGAGCGAGGAGGGCCCGCGGGCCCUGCCGCUGGACAGCAGGAAGGCGCUCAAGUCCCUGGGGAGAUGGCAGUUCGUCAAGGACAUGGCCUCUGGCGAGGUGGUCCCCGUGAACCGCUGGGGCGUGUAUCAGGCCGUGAGGUGGCUGCAGUGGAAGGCGGUCCUCAUGAAGCAGGUCGCCAGGCGGAGGCCACGGACAGUCUUGAAGUGGUCCCUUGCAGGAGCCUGCCCACCAGCGCCCAGACCGGCCCCUUUCCCAGAAAUAAACAUGCCACUCUAUCUGCCAGCGCCUGGCAUUCCCUCCAGGGGCUCCGGAGGCCCAGGCGGUGGGAGUGACCAAGAGGCUCCAUCCUUGAAGCCUGUCCAUCCCCAGCCCUGCUCCUGCCCGAGCCCAGCGGAGCCCAGCCCCGCCGUCUUCCGGGCCUUCCCCAAGAGGCACAGCAGCCGGGCAUCCACAGCCUCGGGAUCUGAGCGUCAGCCGGGCCCUCACGCCUGCCAGGUGCCUGCCCAGCAGAGAAGAGGCUCUUCCCGCCUCAUCGAGGGAGCAAACUGUCUGUCGGUGCCCUCAGCAGCGCCCUCCUCCCGCCUCUCCGAGGAAACGUGGCUCAGGGCAGCUGGCCCUGCCACCUGCUUCGGGGCUUGAGGAGGGGCCCCUGGGACCGGCCAGUGGCUGGCAGUGGGAGGGUUUUCCUGGGAGUCUCCGGAGCCAGGCUGGUUGGGCACAGUGUCUAGACCCCUGAGCCCACAGCCUCAGCGUGGCCACAGCUCCUGUCCUGCCCUCCCUCCCCGUGGGCAGAGCUCCGAGGGCUGAAGGCCAGGAUGGCUGGAUCCGUACCUGGCCUUCAGCCCCUGCCAUUCCUGCCCGGUGGCCUCUGGUGAUGGCAGCGCCAGGUCCCCGGAUGAUCCCUGACCCUCUUCCUGGGCCUGGAAAGUCCCCACCUGAACUGGUGUGUCCUCCUGGUGACCUCCCAUCUUCGAGGGCCCCCCAGUGUCCCCCAGGACAGCCGUAAGGGGACUCCAGACCCCUGCUGCCACAGCCCGCUAGGCCUCGGCCAGCUGCACGCCCUCCAGGGCCUGGGCGCCCCUGCCCGGCAGCUCCGGGCCGGUGUCCACCGACCAGCUCGCCAGCAGGUCACUGAAGUCGGGAGUCCCGGGGUGCAGCAGGCCCAGGGGGCUGGGCGCCGGCUCCUUCCAGAAGGAGGGGGGCAGCUUCCUCUGCGUCAUGGGUCUGAUGUGGCCGUACUUCUGCUCCAGCCGCAGCCGCUGGCUGGCCGACGCCCGGAGCACCGAGAACUGCCGCAGCCCGUAGUCGAACAGCUCGGCCAGCGGCCCCAGCGGCUGCGCCCUCUCUCCGCCGGGGCCGGUCUCACGCCCCCGCCCCUCGGGGCCCCUGGGGGAGUGGGCCCCAGGCUCAGCCGCCCUGUCAUCGCUGGGGGACCCUCCCUGGGCCAGGGGCACCAGGUCCGCGCAGUAAAGCUCCCUGGCCGAGCUGCUGGCCGAGUGGCCGUCAGCGUAGACGUCACAGGCGUCUGGGUCCUGCCCCCCGUCCUUUCGGCCAAAGUACCUCUGGAUGUCGCCGCUGAUGAGCUCAGAGAACCGCAGCAGCUGCAGGGGCAUCGCGGGGCUGCUGGGACCUGGAGAGGCCUCUUCCGGGGCGACUGUGGCCCACCCUGAGCUGUGGGGGGCUGGGCUGUGGGCCCCUGGCCCGUCCCCCUCCAGGUCCUCUUCGUCUUCCUCCCCUACCUCCUCUUCCUCCUCCUCCUCCUCCUCCUCCUCUUCCUCCUCCUCCUCAGAAGUGUCCGGGGGUUCCGGGUCUGGGGGCAGGAAGGGCCGGAGGGAGGGCAGGGGCAGCUGGAAGUCACAGAGAGGCUGGAUCACGCCUGCGGCCAUGUCCUCCACGUUGGAGCUUCUGGGGCCUCGGGGGCAGCAGCCGCCUGGGGGGUGGGGGGGAGAGGGGGCAGGUUACCAGUCAGGGCCUGCAGCCCCUGGUGGACAGAGCAUUAUGGCCACUCGCUCUUGGGGAGGGUGCUGAGCUCAGCAGUGGGUGAGAUUUGGGGGAGGGGGUCGGGGGCACCAUGGCAGGAGCGUGGCAGGAGCAGAGGCAGGCCGAGGGGGGUAGAGCAGCAGCGGGCUGGGGACGGUCAGGUCCUGUGAGCAGCGCAUCCUGAAGGGCGGUCAGCGGGGUGGGGGUCGAUGGCAGGGUGGUGCCAUGGAACAGCGGACUUGGGGAGAGAAGUCUCAGAAGACAGAAGCAGGGGAGGUGGGCAGCAGGCGCCCAGGGGCUGGGAUGAGAGGGUUUGGGGCCUUGGAGAGCACAGCCCUUGCCCCAGGAUGGGGUUGCUAUGGUUCCUGGGGUUGCUAUGGAUCACGGAGGUGGUGUCAGCCCAGGUGCUGGUCAAGGGACCCCUUUGCCCCCUCACAGGCCUGUUGGGUCGGGAGCAUCCCACUAUCCCUGAGAUGCCCACACUGAGCCAGGAACUGGGCUUGGCAUCCUCGGGGCUUCCCCAUCCCCAUUUCUGCCGUCCCAUCUAAUUCUAAUAAGAGCAGUCACAACGCCAGGCCUUCAUUUGUCCCCUGUCUGGAGACUGCUCCGCAGUGUGGCGGGUCAGCAGGAGGCAGAAAAGGCCGGUGGGCCUCUCUCGGCUGAGGCUUGGGAGGAUGGGGCGGGGAUUUGAGGAGGAGACUGUCAGGGGUGCCUCUGGCUCUCCCCUUGACCUGCAGCCAAGCUGGUUCUGAAUGCCAAAGCCCCCACCCCCCACCCAGGGAGCAGUGGGGCUUGCCCCCUGCAGUUGGGAAGCUGGUGAGUGAACCAGGA